Messenger RNA from Pseudomyrmex gracilis, 2471 nucleotides. RefSeq names its product telomerase reverse transcriptase-like (gene Tert). Gene Ontology annotation, molecular function: telomeric repeat DNA binding; telomerase RNA binding. Gene Ontology annotation, cellular component: telomerase catalytic core complex. The transcript is spliced from 6 exons. Bases 233 to 2041 code for a protein of 602 amino acids. Lineage: Eukaryota; Metazoa; Arthropoda; Insecta; Hymenoptera; Formicidae. Gene Ontology annotation, biological process: telomere maintenance via telomerase. The record is from RefSeq and is a predicted model, not a curated record.
GAAAAAUUAUCGAUUGUGAUUAGUCAAUUUCUUGCUUCUGACUUCUGAUUUAUUACUAAUAUCUUAUUGUAGAAAGCUCUUAACGUGCUUUAAUUCGCAAACACGUGUCUGUCUAGUCACGUGUUCUUUUCAUUGUCUUCCCGCCAGUUCUCGUCGACCGUAGGAGCAGAAUGUUGUUUAAUUUUUCAAUAAUAUUGAUGGCCAGAUAUACACAAGUGUCAAAAAUUUAAAAAUGGACUUGACCAGAAAAAGACCUGCUCUUCUUUAUAUGGCAACAUCAAACAAAAAGGUGAAAUUGGAAACAAACGUUACGAUCAUUCCAGUUAAGUUUAAAUCUACAGUAAACUUGUUUGCAUCCAGAUGUCAAGUGAGAAAAGUAAAUCGUACUACUGCGAGCAUUUCGAAACAUCACGUUUUAGAAAGCCGCAGUACAGGUCGAGACAUAUGCAAUAGAAUUCUCAAUACAAAUGUUGAAUUAAAUGCACAUGAUAACAACAUAAAUCUGAAUAAUAUUAUCCCUGUACUAUCACCAAUAUUGGAAUCUUAUAAAAAACGUCAUAAUCGAUGUAAUUAUUCAGAGAAGUUGAAGCACAUAACAGGAAACAUAUAUAGGAAGGUAAAACUAAAGUACAAAAGUCAGAUUCCUAUACACUUGCUGGAAUCUUUCUUCAAUUCUGUGAUAUAUGAGACUGUUCCUCUGAAGCUAUUUGGGUCAUUGCAAAAUGUGAAAAUUGUUAAGAAAAUAAUAUAUCGCCUUCUGAGAACUGUUCCAAAACAAAGAUUAGUAAAACAAGCCUUCAAAAGAACUGUGAAGAAAAAAAUUGCCGUUGGUGCAUUGCUAGAUAUGGGACCACUGAUCAGAAAGUUUGAUAUUUCUAAAAUUGAGUGGUUGCAUGUGAUUGAUAGCAAUGCAGGUCGUUGGAUAGUUGUUAUAAAACUGUUACACUGGUUCUUUGCACAAUAUGUGAUAAAAAUUCUACAUAAAUACAUAGUGGUGACAUCGGUCAAGGGUCAGUGGGUUUACAUAGCAAAAGACGAUUGGUGCAGAAUGCAAGAAGAAUUUAUAAAAGAGAAAGAAAAUACACGUUGUCUUGUGCCAUGGACACCUACAUCAGUAAAGUCAACAUGGAAGUUACCUAUUGGAGUGUACAAGUUUAUUCCUAGCUCUUCUGGUUUAAGAGCUUUAUUUAUAGCAAAAUAUAAGAGUAAAGAAAAAUACGAUAAUGUAGAUGUUGUUUUGAGAGUUUUGCAGCAAUUAUAUGUCACGUUCUUAAGUAAAGAUGGACUUCCGACUGUGAGUAGUUGCGAGUAUCAGGCUCGCAAGUACAAACAAUCGAACAAAAACCAAUUGUACUUUGUGCGCUGUGAUAUACAAGAUGCCUUUGGUUCGAUACUUCAAGGUAUAAUUAAUUUCUUGUCACAUUUAGAGAGCAUAAGGAUACAUGUUGUAUCUUACUUUGCAGAAAAAUUAUUUGGUAUUAUCAAAGAAUAUCUUAUGACAUUGCCAAAGAUCCUUACAGUACGUAAUUAUACUUUGGUAAGAAGUAAAAAAUAUCACACAAACAACAGCAACACUGCUGCCCCGGUACAAACAGUACAAUUUUUAAAUUUGGAGAAAGCAAUUAAAAGUGCAAUUAUGAACAAAGAAAAGCCCAUUCAUGUUAAAAUGACGAAGAUUGUGGCUAAGAUACACAAGUUAAUAUUUGAGCAUAAGAUGAAGUGGAACGGUCAAGUUUAUUCGAUAAAACAUGGUGUGCCGCAAGGUAUAUCGGUAUCGCCAAUUUUAUCUGACAUUUAUUAUCAACACAUGUAUCAAAGUUUAUUUUCUCAGUACGCAAGUAACGGAUGUUUAUGCAGAUAUGUCGACGAUAUAUUAUACAUCACCGAUAACGAGAAUUAUGCGAAGAAAUUUCUAGAAAUAGUCAGAAAUGGCAUACCCGAUUAUAAUGUGAAGUUUAAUCCAUAUAAAAUACAGUCGAACGUAGAUGUGCCAUAUAAGCCCACAAAAAUCAAAUUUUUAGGAUGGACUAUAACUUUAUAAAAUAUUUUGCAAUAUACAUGUAUAUACAGAGACUCCCAUUAUCCGAACCCCCAUUAUCCGAAUAAUUCUAAUAUCCGAACAUUCUAUCAUCCGAACAUACAUGUAAAUAUAUUGAAUAUAAACAUCGCUAUAUAUACGAAACGUUGUUCGGAUAAUGGGGCUUCGGAUAUGGGAGUCUCUACUGCAUAUAUGUGAGAGAUUAUUAAUAAAAAAUUUUUUUUCUGAUUAUUUAUGUUGUAAGAAAUAAAAUAUGUAUUCAAUGUGUGUAUAACUUGAACAUUUUUUGUAUCUUUUCUAUUUAUAAAUUAUCUUUUGUUUAUUCUAAAACUUCUGCUUUGAAAUAUUAGAUUUAUGAAUAUAAGAAAACAAAAAAAUGCUCUGUCGCACCAAGUGUAAGAAUGAUCUCAAUAAAGAGAAUUGGAUGAGAAAC